UAUAUUUGCGCGAUCAUAAUGAAAGUAGCAAUACGUUGUGAUCUUCACACAUAAUUCACCACGGAUAUAAAUGUGUCGGGUCUAGAAAGGUGGAGCGCGAGGAAAACAUUGCGUCGUCCGACAGCGAGUUAGGAACCGACACAGUUAUGCAUUGCGUUGUUGGUGGAGCUCAUGCAUUUAUUCUGAGGAUAUCCAGUUUUUUCGGUCUAGCACCGUUACGAUUUGAGUCACGUUGCAAUGGAUUCACCGUCUCCAUUUCGAACGCUAUGUGUAUCUACAGCUACAUCCUCGUUACAACUCUAGUUAUUUCUACGAUAUUCGGACUAGUGGCAGAGAUAAAUGUUGGCAUCGAACGAUCUGUGCGUAUGUCGUCGAGGAUGUCGCAGGUGGUUUCGACGUGCGACGUGCUCGUCGUUGUGGUAACCGCUGGCGCUGGAGUCUACGGUGCACCGAAGAGGAUGCGAAAUAUGCUUAAGUUUAUGGAGAGUAUCGCUUCUGUGGACCACAGCAUCGGUGCCUACUAUUCCCGUGCUACGGAGCGUAAAUUGUGUGGGAUAUUACUCGCAAUCCUAAUCUUCUUCUCUAUUCUACUUGCAGAUGACUUCUGCUUCUAUACUCUGCAAGCUUCAAAAUUCGAAAGAGAGUGGAAUGUUGUGAUCAACUACAUCGGAUUCUAUUUGCUGUGGUAUGUGGCAAUGAUCUUAGAGUUGCAGUUUGCUUUCACGGCGCUCUCCAUUCGCGCGCGAUUCCAAGCGGUCAACGAUGUGCUCGCUAUGACAGCGAAGAUUGUUUCUGCGCCAGUAAGAAAAGUUAACGAUCCGUCCAUGCUUAACAUAUUGGCGAUUCGCGUGGCUACAUCGGAACCGCGCCGCUGUGCCAACGUCAGUCUUCUUGUGGACAAACUACACGAACGAGACCACGCCGUUAUAAUUCGCAACACUGUGACUGGAAAUCCUCGUCUCGUAGUACCUCCUUGCGAAGCGAUCCGCAGGCUGGCAUGCUUACACGGUGCUCUCUGCGACGUUGUGCAGGAUCUCGACCAAAGCUAUGGCUUGCCACUCAUACUGAUACUCAUAUCAACAUUACUGCACUUGAUUGUAACACCGUACUUUUUGAUUAUGGAAAUCAUUGUCUCGACGAACAGGAUUCACUUCCUCGUGCUGCAGUUCCUGUGGUGUGCGACGCACAUGCUGCGUAUGUUUGUUGUGGUAGAGCCAUGUCACUAUACAAUUGUUGAGGGUAAAAGAACAGAGGAUCUUGUUUCUCGGCUCAUGAGAACAGCGCCGUCUAACGGCAGUCUACCGUCGCGACUUGAAGUAUUCUCAAGGCAACUCAUGCUACAGUCUAUCGCCUAUUCACCCAUGGGGAUGUGUACACUGGAUCGUCCUUUAGUUGCCUCUGUACUUGGCGCUGUAACAACUUACCUCGUGAUUCUCAUACAAUUUCAAAGAUACGACACUUAAGUUGAGAUAAAGUCGUCCAGUUGCAUACCAUUUUGCAUUAAAUAAAUUAUAACCUGUAACUCUCUUUACUAAUAAAAUUACACCUCUCAAUGUAUUAGUGUAUUAUUAUAGUUGGAAAUAGUUUGUAGUAAAUAUUAUACCUCAGCCGUGUAGUGGCGGUCAAGAAUAUCCACUACCCUAUAUCUUCCCGUGGGUGUCGUAAAAGGCGACAAAGGGAAACAGGCAGGAGAUGGGCAGCAGCAUCUUCCUGAUAGUAGCCGAAAUUACAACUAUGCAACUAUGGCAAAUACCCCCCUAUGAAGAUAUUAAUAGAGACGGCCCCCAGUACCCGGCGGUCCCGCUAUUCCUGGCUACGGUGGCGACCAUGGUAACAGCGGGGCAGGGGGUGCUAAGAAUAUCUGGUGCAAGAUCUGUUUGCCAGAAAGAGCCAACUACCAAAGCCGAGGACCGAGUGUGGCAGCAUCGUUUCCGAGGCACCUGAGAUUUUGAGUGAGAUUGAGAGGUUCUAUGGGCAGCUAUACACGUCAUCGUUGGAGCCACACGCAAGUGUGAGUAACGAUCCAAGAGCGAGUCUUAUCCGACAUUAUUCCGAAGAUAUCCCGGACGCCAGUCUGAGCGAGAUUAGAAUGGCUCUCCAGCAUCUUAAAAACGGCAAGGCCCCAGGCGAGGAUGGAAUUACAGCGGAGCUUCUGAAAGCGGGUGAAAAACCGGUACUUGAAGUCCUUCAGAAGCUCUUUAAUUCCGUCCUCCAUGGUGGCAUUACACCGUAGACGCGGAGCAGAAGUGCGGUGGUCUUGUUCUUCAAGAAAGGUGACAACGCUCUCUUGAAGAACUACAGACCGAUUUCCCUUCUGAGCCGCGUCUACGUGUUGUUUUCGAGAGUCAUUACGAAUCGUCUCGCGCGCAGACUUGACGACUUCCAGCCUCCCGAACAAACCGGUUUCCGAAAGGGCUUUAGCACCAUAGACCACAUACAUACCCUUCGGCAAGUUGUACAGAAGUCCGAGGAGUACAAUUUGCCACUAUGCCUGGCGUAUGUGGACUAAGAGAAAGCCUUUGAUUCCGUCGAAAUUUGGGCGGUGCUGCAGUCCCUUCAGCGGUGCCAAGUUGACUGUCGGUAUAUCGAAGUGCUGAAGUGUUAGUACAGUAGGGCUACGAUGGCUAUCCGAGUACAGAACCAGAGUACGAAACCUAUCCAAUUGCAGAGAGGUGUAAGACAGGGUGACGUCAUAUCCCCGAAACUCGUCACCGCUGCAUUGGAAGACGUUUUCAAGCUCCUGGACUGGAAAGGAUACGGUAUCCACAUCAAUGGCGAGUACAUCACUCACCUUCGAUUUGCCGACGAUAUAGUCCUUAUGGCAGAAUCGCUGGAGGAUCUAAGCACCAUGCUAAAUGACAUCAAUAGUGUCUCCCAACGGAUAGGUCUUAAGAUGAACAUGGACAAAACAAAGAUCAUGUUCAAUGUCCAUGUCACACCUAUGCCGGUAGUAGUUGUUGGGAGCACUAAGCUCGAAGUUGUUGACGAGUAUGUUUACCUGGGACAAAUAUUCCGACUAGGUAAGUCCUACUUCGAACGAGAGGUCAAUCGACGGAUUCAACUCGGCUGGGCAGCGUUCGGGAAACUACGACACAUCUUCUCGUCAAACAUUGCUCAAAACCUUAAAACGAAAUUAAGUGCGUGUUGCCAGUGAUGACUUACGGAUCUGAGACGUGGUCCUUCACUGCUGGCCGUAUGAGGAAGCUCAAGGUCGCUCAGCGAGCUAUGGAGAGGGCUAUGCUCGGAGUUUCUCUGCGUUAUAAACUUAGAAAUGAGGAUAUCCGCAGUAGAACCAGAGUGACCGACAUAGCCCAACGGAUUAUUAAGCUGAAGUGGCAGUGCGCCGGCCAUAUAGCUCGAAGAACCGACAACCGAUGGGGAAGAAAGGUUCUUGAGUGGCAGCCUCAUACCGGUAGGCGAAGUGUAGGGCGACCCCCACGAGAUGGAGUGACGACCUGGUAAGACAUGCAGGAAGUCGAUGGAUGCAGGUGGCUCAGGACCAUGCUUUGUGGCAUUCCUUGGGGGAGGCCUUUGUUCAGCAGUGGACUUAUGAAAGGCUGUGAUGAUGAUGAUGAAAUAUUAUACCUAAUUAUUUUAUACGGAGAUGGUAAAAGAGUGGUAUAAAGAUGGUCCCUGUUGGACGCCCACCUUAACAAUUAAAAAAAAACUAUCGUUAUACUUUUACUAUUUAAUAUCCUUUUCUCGGUUUAAGAUGUUGAUGAUCAAUUGAAGAUGUUAAUGAUUCAAUCAGGCCAUCCACGACUUUAUCUGCCACCAGGGCGGCGCCUUUAGAAAGUGAGGUAUAAUAUUUGACAGAUUUCAUAGCGGUGAAGUUAUUUUGUUCGGAAAAUGUAAAGGUUAUUGUUUCUUUCUGUACUAUUAGCUAUAUUUUAUAUUAAUAAGAUUAAAAAUAAAUAAACCAAACCAGAUAUUCAUUAAAGAAAAAUUAAAAAAAAGUUAAAUGUGCAAAAGAGAGCAAACCACUAAUGCAUUGUAUUGUGUAUUAAUAUAAUACUCU
Parnassius mnemosyne (clouded apollo) is the source of this 4018-nucleotide messenger RNA. NCBI's taxonomy places the organism in Eukaryota, Metazoa, Arthropoda, Insecta, Lepidoptera, Papilionidae. The record is from the annotation of a GenBank genome assembly.